Messenger RNA from Arabis nemorensis, 459 nucleotides. NCBI's taxonomy places the organism in Eukaryota, Viridiplantae, Streptophyta, Magnoliopsida, Brassicales, Brassicaceae. The record is from the annotation of a GenBank genome assembly.
AUGGAUUCUUCUUCAUCUUCCAAGACCAAAGCUUUAGACCUUCCUCUUCACAUCAUAGGUUUCGAGCUCGAUGAAUUAUCUCCAACACGUGUUACAGGUCGUCUUCCUCCUUUCAAGGUCUUACAUGGUGGUAUAUCUGCUUUGAUCGCUGAAGCAUUAGCGAGUAUUGGAGCUCACAUAGCUUCUGGUUUCAAAAGAAUAGCUGGAAUUCAACUCUCUAUUAACCAUUUGAAAAGUGCAGAUCUUGGAGAUCUUGUUUUUGCUGAAGCAACUCCUGUAACUAAAGGCAAAACUAUUCAGGUUUGGGAAGUUAAGUUUUGGAAAACAAGACAAGGGUCAGAGUCAGGAGAGAACAAAACCUUAAUAGCUUCCUCUAGAGUCACAAUUUUAUGUAAUCUUCCUGUUCCUGAUCAUGCUAAAGAUGCAUCAAAUCUGCUCAAAUUGGUGUCAAAGCUGUAA